AUGGAUCCACAGAGCAAACAAAACCUCACAGAAGGAAAUCGCAACAUGAAAGAGUUGUUGGGAGGAAAGGGAGCUGGUUUGGCAGAGAUGGUCAAUUUGGGAGUUCCUGUACCACCAGGAUUUACCAUUUGCACUGAAGCCAACGUAUUGUUUAACAAACACAAUAAUUAUGCUUCGAAUAUUGAUUUGGAUGAUGAAGAGGAGAUGGCUCAAAGAAACGUCUCUUCCAAAAACCAAUUACCGGAACAAAUUGUUUCCGAAGUGAAUGAAUAUUUGGCUCGAUUGGAGAAGGUGACCAAUAAGAAGUUUGGAUCCUUGCAAAAUGAGAAUGAGAAGGUCUUGUUGGUCUCUGUUCGAAGUGGUGCUGCUGUAUCCAUGCCAGGUAUGAUGGACACAAUUUUGAACUUGGGUCUCUGUGAUGACAAUUUGCCAAUCAUGAUUAAGAAUUUUGGUGGCAAUGAGAGAUUUGUUUGGGACUCGUAUCGUAACUUGAUUCAAAUCUAUGGUGAUGUGGUCAUGGGAGUCAAGUACGAGCAUUUCGAAGAAAAUGUGAAGAAACAAAAACAACAGAGAGGUAUCUCACUCGACAUUGAUUUGACCUUGGAAGAGAUUAAGGAGAUUGUUGAGGAUCAUAAAAAGACCAUUCUCGAAAAGACUGGAGAACCCUUCCCUCAAGAUACCAAACAACAAUUAUUCAAGGCCAUUAUUGCAGUCUUCAAGUCAUGGACCAAUGCCAGAGCGAUUCACUAUCGAAGAAUUCACAAUAUUAGAAAUUUGAAAGGAACUGCAGUCAAUAUUCAAUCGAUGAAACCCAGCGACGGCGAGAACAAAUUCUAUGGAGAAUAUUUGAGACAAGCACAAGGUGAAGACGUUGUGAGUGGUGUUCGAACUCCCGAGAGAAUUGAAGAGUUGGGAAAUUCUUUCCCCGAAUGUUACAAACAACUCUUAGACAUCAGUAACAAAUUGGAGAGACAUUUUAAGGACAUUCAAGAUAUGGAAUUUACCAUUGAGGAAGGUGUCUUGUACAUGCUUCAAUGCCGAAACGGAAAGAAAGCUGUAAAAGCUGCUCUCAAAAUUUAUUGUGACAUGCUCGAUGAAGGUCUCAUCACUGAGAAGGAAGUCAUUCUCAAGUUGGAUGCGUCCCAAUUGGAUCAACUUCUUCAUCGUUAUCUCUCUGAGAAGGAAAUUUCCAAACAUGAACCAUUGGCCUGUGGUUUGGCAGCUUCUCCAGGUUGUGCUGUCGGUCGUAUUGCCUUCUCAUCAGAAUCUGCCAUUGAGAUGGCCAAAGAAAGAAAAACAAAGGGACCUGUCGUUCUCGUUCGUACCGAUACCAGUCCCGAGGAUUUGGCAGGUAUGCAAAUUUCACAAGGAUUUUUCACAACCAAUGGAGGAAUUACCAGUCAUGCAGCUGUUGUUGCUCGUCAAAAUGGUAAAUGUUGUGUGAGCGGUUGUUCGGCACUGAUUGUCAAUGAGCACGAAAAGACAUGUACUAUUAAUGGUGUUGAAUUCAAGGAAGGUGAUAUUAUUACCAUUGAUGGUUCUACUGGAUUGAUCUUUGCAGGUGCUUUGGAAACCUCAGAACCUUCUUUGAGUGGAGAUUUUGCUCGAGUCAUGGAAAUUGAAAAGCGCUAUCGUACCAUGGGAGUUUAUGCCAACGCAGAUACUGUCACAGAUGCAACAAAAGCCAUUGAAUUUGGAGCAGAAGGUAUUGGACUUUGCAGAACAGAACACAUGUUCUUUGAAAAGACUCGAAUUCUCGAUAUGAGAAGAAUGAUUGUUGCCACCAAUGAAAAGCAACGUACAGAAGCCCUUCAAAAACUCAAAGAAUAUCAACGUAAUGAUUUCAAGGGACUCUUUGAUGUGAUGGGAGAUCGCAAAGUGACCAUUCGUCUCUUAGAUCCACCUCUCCAUGAAUUCUUACCUCAUGAAGAUCAUGAAGUUGAAGAGCUUGCCAAGAGAGUGGGUGAAGACAAGAGUGUCGUGUUGAGAAAGAUUGAAGAACUCUCUGAAAAGAAUCCCAUGCUCGGUCAUCGUGGUUGUCGUCUCGGCAUUACACUCCCCAAAAUUACACAAAUGCAAGCAGAGGCCAUUUUCGAAGCUGCUCUCGCCUCUCAAUCACCCUGUGUUCAUGUGGAGAUUAUGGUUCCACUCAUCUCUUCCAUUCAAGAAUUGAAACAUCAAAAAGAAAUUAUUGAAAAAGUAGCAUUGAAAAUAUUGUCACACUCCACAUCACAUGAUAAGGUGAAAUUUAGAGUGGGAUGCAUGAUUGAAACACCUCGAGCUGCUUUACUUGCAGAUGAAAUUGCGACUGUUUCUGAUUUUUUCAGUGUGGGAUCCAAUGAUUUAACACAAAUGACUUUUGGAUUCAGUCGAGACGAUGCCGAGAAAUUCCUCAAAGAUUACAUUGACAUGGAAUUGUCACAAAAUGAUCCUUUCCAAAUUCUUGAUCAAGAUGGAGUUGGAAAGUUGAUAAAGAUGGCAGUCGAGAAGGGACGAAGUGUGAAACCAAAUUUGAAUGUGGGCUUGUGUGGAGAACAUGGAGGCGAGACACAAUCGGUUCAAUUUUUACACACAUGUGGAUUGACGUAUGUGAGUUGUUCACCCUAUCGAAUUCCAAUUGCAAGAAUUGCAGCUGCACAACAAUCCAUUCUUUCGAAAAAGUAG
Molecule: messenger RNA, 2664 nt
Organism: Naegleria lovaniensis
Lineage: Eukaryota; Heterolobosea; Eutetramitea; Acrasida; Naegleriidae
Exons: 3
Coding region: 1-2664 (887 amino acids)
Biological process (GO): phosphorylation; pyruvate metabolic process
Molecular function (GO): kinase activity; ATP binding; pyruvate, phosphate dikinase activity
Source: RefSeq, a predicted model, not a curated record